AUGUAUUCCUGCGUCAACUACCCUCGUGGAUGCCGUGGUCGUGUCAACAUUGACGGAGCCAAAUGCGCUACCUGUGUGGCCUCCAACCUACGCCGUCCUGCUUCUCCAUCUCCAUUUGGCUCUGCAUUCCGCUCUCAGCCAGCCUACCGACGGGCGUGGCUGGACGAGAAGAACGAGGAUGAUGAGAACUAA
Messenger RNA from Trichophyton benhamiae CBS 112371, 192 nucleotides. RefSeq lists its product as uncharacterized. The record is from RefSeq and is a predicted model, not a curated record. NCBI's taxonomy places the organism in Eukaryota, Fungi, Ascomycota, Eurotiomycetes, Onygenales, Arthrodermataceae. The transcript is spliced from 2 exons. Bases 1 to 192 code for a protein of 63 amino acids.